AGUUUGUCUUAUAUCGCGUGUCUCCGAACUUUUUGACUAUUCAUGUGAGAGCAAUUACUUGAAUCAGAUUUGGGUUAUGGUCACGCACUAUCCCUCAAACCAGUAAAGAGCUUGGAUAAGAGUAUUCGUUUAUUUCGAACUAUUUGACUUCCUCGUUACAAAGCAACAACAUGAAUGGUGUAAUCGAUAUAAACCACUGAUUAAGGUUCGCUUUUAUUCAUUCAAGUGGGGCAGUUUAGUCUAUCAACAUCAUGAGAGGAAGCAUUCUGUUCUUUUUCUAUUCCUUUCAAUCCACUUGGGCCGAUUUCAAAGUGCAAAGCGUCGCUUACAAAGGCAUUAAAAAUGUCUGGUACGAGGGGCCUGCUCACAAGUCCAUUCAGAUUGGCAACGAAGGCACAGGGGUUGAACUUUUGCAGCAAAUGUGCGCCAACCAUUGCACGGUGGAAGACGCAUGUGACGCUUACUACGUAGAGAGCAAGUCUGGCAGCAAUUGUCAUCUGGUGAACGAAAGACAAUAUCCCAACAUCAAUCGAACCAUUGGUCAUGGCUGGUCAUCCACGAAGGUAUAUUUUGUCAAGAUUUACGGAGAACCCACUUCAAACAUUCCUCUACCGGAUACAUUGCUGCCCCCAUGCGAUAAGGAUGAGUUCACUUUGUCUGAGAGUGAAUGCAAUGCGUUCCCACCCAACCCAAUGACGAUUUACCAAUGUCCAGCCUCCACCUCCAACUACGAGAACACGGUGUCCUUGAUAUCAGAUGCCAAAUGCGGCCAAGAGAAUCGCAUCCUCCAAUGCGAGCUCUCCCGAGGGACAGUCACAUCCAAUGUCUUGGACAAAGAAUUUUUUGACCGGAUUUUCACGAAAACGGCUUACAUGUCCACUAGUUUGACAGUGGAAACUCUGAGCUAUAUCAUGAUGGACUUCAUUUUCUCCCCGGUUCAGAUCAGCCGGGUUAUCAUCAGAACCAUUGAUGUGAAUAUCGAGCGAUUGAACCAAGUGAGUUUGGUGAUCCAUAGUCACAAUGCGACCAACCAACUAGAUGUGGAUUUGUCUUCAAGCAGUCUAAAUUGCGCUGUUAUGAUUAAUUUCGCCUACACCGAUACACCCUUGGCGAAAAAUGCCACCGGAUUGGAAAUGAAGAAUUUCGAUUGGUGGGGAUUCGAUCCCAAGGGAUUCAAAAUGGACUUGUUUGUUAUUGAUCGACGGUCUCUGACAAGCAACAAUUGAUCAUACCAAUACGAUCAUCAUCAUUACAAGAAAUAAAGUAGUUUUUCCCCGCUAA
Tigriopus californicus is the source of this 1281-nucleotide messenger RNA. RefSeq lists its product as uncharacterized. NCBI's taxonomy places the organism in Eukaryota, Metazoa, Arthropoda, Copepoda, Harpacticoida, Harpacticidae. The transcript is spliced from 4 exons. The record is from RefSeq and is a predicted model, not a curated record. Bases 252 to 1226 code for a protein of 324 amino acids.